CCAUCUGAAUUCUAGAUGGCUUUACACAUUGGAGUCUGACCGGUACAACAGUCACUGAUGAAGACACCUUCAUGGGUUUUAGUGAUGGCCUCUUACAAUCAGUUGUAUCAGCUGAAGUGGAGAUGACUGCCUACGCUCUCCUCACCUACACCUCCCUUGGUGAUGUAGCCUCUGCUCUUCCCGUUGUUAAAUGGCUCUCACAGCAACGUAACACACUGGGAGGGUUCUCUUCCACACAGGACACAUGUGUCGCUCUGCAAGCCCUGUCGGAAUAUGCCAUCCUCUCCUUUGUGGGAGGGGUCAAUCUCACCAUCUCACUCGCAUCAACUAAUCUGGAUUUCCAGGAAUCUUUUGAGCUGAACAGGGAUAACAAGAAAAUCCUGCAGACAGCGGUG
This is a messenger RNA of Chiloscyllium plagiosum (whitespotted bambooshark), 395 nucleotides long. The record is from RefSeq and is a predicted model, not a curated record. Lineage: Eukaryota; Metazoa; Chordata; Chondrichthyes; Orectolobiformes; Hemiscylliidae.